Salvia hispanica is the source of this 759-nucleotide messenger RNA. Its product is annotated as putative F-box/LRR-repeat protein 23. The record is from RefSeq and is a predicted model, not a curated record. Gene Ontology annotation, molecular function: protein binding. NCBI's taxonomy places the organism in Eukaryota, Viridiplantae, Streptophyta, Magnoliopsida, Lamiales, Lamiaceae.
AUGAGGAGCAAUGGUACGAAAUCGGAAUCGAUGAUCCAAACUGAACCUCCAAUUUCCACGGUGGAUGCCUCUUCAUCGUCCUCACAGCUUCCAUUAUCGCCACCAUGGAUCGAGCUGCCGGAUGAUUUGAUGGCGAAUAUCCUGCAAAGGUUGGGUGUUGCAGAGAUUUUGUUGAGGGCGCUGUACGUGUGUGCUACAUGGUGGAGAGUCUGCCAGAGUCCCGCCAUGUGGCGCUUCAUUCAUUUGGAUCGUCACGGUUACCCGGCCAACGAAUUUGAUUGCAUUUUCUAUCGGGCAGUGGAUCGUAGCCUGGGACAAUUGAUCGAGCUAAAGCUUUUCGGUUUUCAUCUGGAUGCCUUGCUAUGCUAUGCAGCCGAGCGGUAUAAUUCUCACUAUUCUCUUGGUUUGUUGGAAGAGUUGCAUCUUGUCAUACUACCAUGGCUCACUGCCGAAGAUUUCGAAAGCAUUGGCAUCGCUUGCCCCAUGUUGAAAUCUUUUACAUAUUACAACGAUUGGGUAGGCUAUCCAGAAUUUACAGAGCAUGCUGUAGCCAUUGGAAAAAACAUGCCUAACCUGCGUCAUUUCCGACUUUAUUCUCACAAUAUUGAAAAUAAGGGGCUGGAAGCGAUUCUCGAUGGCUGCCCCAACCUAGAAUCACUUCAUCUCCGGAAAUGCUUCGGUCUUGAUCUACAAGGGGUUCUAGAUAUUGAUUAUGAACAUGAAUAUGAUCAUAUUGACUCCAUUUGGCCGCCAUCUUGA